Thelazia callipaeda (thelaziosis nematode) is the source of this 957-nucleotide messenger RNA. The record is from the annotation of a GenBank genome assembly. NCBI's taxonomy places the organism in Eukaryota, Metazoa, Nematoda, Chromadorea, Rhabditida, Thelaziidae.
AUGCCAUAUAAACGUGGUUUUUAUUGCGAUGAUGAAUCUAUUCGAUAUCCUUAUCGUCCAUCGACGGUUUCCCGACACAUGCUUAUUGUUGUUGGCCUCAUCAUUCCAGUUUUUCUUAUUGUUACUACGGAAAUGUUUCGUACACUGGUUUGGGAACGAAAAUGCCAGCACGAAUUUAAGGAUUAUCGAUGCAGACGGUAUAGAGUGCCACGUUUGAUUGUUCGUCUUUACAUUUUUGUCGGAUAUUUUCUUGUUGGUGUUGUGUUUAAUCAGCUCAUGGUAGACAUAGCGAAAUAUACAAUUGGACGCCACAGGCCACAUUUUAUGGACAUUUGCAAGCCGAAGGGUUUUGAUACUUGUCCAGUUAAUUCUCACAAGUACAUCACAGACUUUGAGUGCACUGGUACGGACAAAUUUCUUGUUCAAGAGUCCAUGCUUUCAUUCUACUCUGGUCAUUCUGCUUUCAGCUUUUACGCUGCGUGGUAUACUGUUCUCUACUUGCAAGCUCGUCUUUACCGGCCACUAUUCAGUCGUUUAGUUUUGCCUGUGAUUCAGUUUGUAUUAUUUGGUGGUGCUACUUUUGUUGCUUAUACCCGUGUCAGCAAUUACAAGCAUCAUUGGUCAGAUGUAUUAGUGGGUACAAUAUUUGGUUCGGUGAUUGGCAUUGUGACGGCUGUGUUUGUUGCUGAAGUGUUCUCACGUCGUGAAAUACCAUCGUGUCACCUACAUUAUGAUGAAUUUGGAUUAUCAUCGACUGCUCGGCGAAUCUUGCCAAUGUUGGAUAUGGAAUCUGGGGUGGGUGGUGCUGUAAGAAAUGGUGAAGGUAAUGAUCGCGUUCAGUUUCUGUCAUCGUCUGAUGGAACUGUGUCUGGUGUAAUGGCUUCAAAUAUCAACAACAUUGGUGAUGAAAAACGUGUGCCAACAUAUCUGCUAUCUUCAGAGAACCAAAGACUGUGA